CCUUGAAAUCCCCCCGAACUCCUUUCAAAGAUGCGCAUAUCCCCUUAGGUAGCCCACUGGUUUCGGGAAUACGAAUACGUUUCUCUUGUAACUCCAUAUCUAUUAUUUGCCCGCAAAAAUUUCCCUUUGGAUACGAACAGGGUCAGAAACCCUAACUUUUCUACAUCCGAGACGGGUGUUUUUUAUUUGUGCUGACCUAGCGAAGAUAAGUGUUAAAUUUCAGAAGAAUUGCAGAUUAAGUUGCAAUGGGAGGUCAUGGAGGUCUCAACAUUCUUCCCCAAAAACGAUGGAAUGUGUACAACUACGAAAACAGAGAGAAAGUUCGCCGAGACGAAGAAGCUGCAGCCAAGGAAGAGCAGUUGAAGCGCGAACAGUCUCGGAAGCGUGAUGCCGAGUCUCGGCUCGAGAAGCUCAGGCUUUCCCGUGGUUUGGCUCCCCCAAUUCAAGCUGCGGAGGCCAGUGGAUCGGAAUUGAAAUCGGGACAUAUCAAUCUCUUUGAGGGCCUUAAGGUUUUUGAUCCGGUUGGUGGGGCUGGAGAAGAUGAAGGCGUUUCGCAAAAGAGGAAGAAGAUGAAGAAGGAAGAGGCCCCGAAGGUUGUGUUGCCCGAGGAUGAGAAGUAUAGAUUAGGGUAUGGGGUUGCUGGGAAAGGCGUGAAGUUGCCAUGGUAUCUUUUGAGGCCAAGUGAUGAUGGGGUUACUGAGAGUAGUAAGGAAGGGGGAUCAGAAAGAUCGGGGAAGGAAGGGCCUAAGAGUAGUGGGAAGAAGUCAUUGGAAGAGAUGAGGGAAGAGCGUUUGAAGAGGGAGAAGAGAGAGAAGGAAAGGGAGAGAGCUUUGUUAUUAGAGAAGACCCAAAGAAAUGAUCCUAUGUCAAGGAGUAGAGGAUUUUCGAGGAGAGGAUGAGAGGAUGACCAAUGCCAGUGAACAUGAUUUCUAGUAUCAUGCCCUUCCUUGAAGUUCUGGCUUAUUGUGGAAGAGGGUUUUGCUUUCUCCAAAAACAGGAAGUCUCUACUUUUCAUUGUUUCCAAUGGCUUCUUGUAUAUAUUAUAUGCUCAGGGAGCUCUGAAUUUUAGAAAAUUUAUAUUGCACUCCUUUUAUGUCUCCAGUUGAAGGAUUUAAGUCCCUGUUUAAAGUA
Vitis riparia (riverbank grape) is the source of this 1131-nucleotide messenger RNA. RefSeq names its product leukocyte receptor cluster member 1 homolog. The transcript has 3 exons. NCBI's taxonomy places the organism in Eukaryota, Viridiplantae, Streptophyta, Magnoliopsida, Vitales, Vitaceae. The record is from RefSeq and is a predicted model, not a curated record. Bases 246 to 899 code for a protein of 217 amino acids.